GCAGCAUGUUCAAGCUGGCCCCCUACUGGGCGGCCCAUGAGCCUGUCGAUAUGGUGGUUUGAUGUUGGAUGGAAAAUAAGAACCCCCCACAACAAACAGACAGGGCUGGAACAGAGAGACUGGAACAGAGAAAGAGAGGGUAGAAAGGGAAGAACCAUCGACAGAUGGACUCUGUUGUGAUUAAAGAUGGCGGCAGUCUUUACUGCAGACUACGAAGGACUAUACUCGAUCCAUAGAAAAGCGGUGGGAGUAGUCUGCGAUUCAACACAACAAAACCAAGAACGACACAAUAAGGAACAAAUGGAUGGAAAAGACAAUCUAUUAUGGCGACAUUCUGCUUUGGCCAGGCCUUCUCGGGUCAAGGUGAUGAGAGUGACGCUACCAUUACUGCAGCCCGAUGUGUUAAAUAAUCGUGCAAUGGAAUUCUCAGUAAAUGGAUCUACUGCUGGAGGAUGUGUGAGGAAGACAAUUAAACUCAAGCUCAGAGAUUGGGAUUGCGGUAGUCGGGAGAUAUGUGCCAUCGCUUUGCUGGUUGUAAAUCUAUUCGGAAAUUGGUGUGGGAUUCCCUCUGUGUCCUCUGACGGAGUUUUUUUGCAGUGGCAUAAGUAGAGGUCUGGAUCUACUAGUUGUGCAGUGUGGGCUCUACAGGGACGUGGUUUAUGGAUGCUGGGACUAUGAGCAUAAGCGACAAAAGGGACUACUUAGCAGACCUGGGAGGCAGCUUCACUGAGGAUGCUCCGAGACCUCCAGUCCCAGGGGAAGAAGGUGAGCUGGUGUGCAGUGAUGGACGCCAAUACAACCACCUCGGCUUUUCCCCAAAGAACGAGAGCCUCAAAUGUGAGGCGUCUGUGGCUACACCCAGGCGACCUGACUUGGACCUGGGUUAUGAGCCGGAGGGAAGUGCUUCCCCUACACCGCCCUACUUAAAGUGGGCAGAAUCUCUUCACUCCCUCCUGGAUGAUCAAGAUGGCAUCCAUCUAUUUAGGACGUUCCUCAAGCAGGAGGGGUGUGCAGAUAUGUUGGACUUCUGGUUUGCGUGCAGUGGCUUCCGCAAACUGGAAGCUAAUGAGGGUAAUGAGGAGAAGAAGGUCAAACUGGCAAAAGCUAUCUAUAAGAAAUACAUCCUGGACAACAAUGGGAUUGUUUCCCGACAGAUUAAACCAGCUACCAAGUCCUUCAUCAAAGACUGUGUCAUGAAGCUUCACAUUGAUCCUGCAAUGUUUGACCAGGCUCAGACUGAGAUACAGACUAUGAUGGAGGAGAACACCUAUCCCUUAUUUCUUAAGUCUGACAUAUAUUUGGAAUAUACACGGACAGGAGGAGAGAGCCCUAAGAUGUACAGCGAUCAGAGCUCUGUUUCUGGGCAUGGAAAGGGGCUGUCCGGUUAUUUACCGACUUUAAACGAGGAUGAGGAAUGGAGAUGUGACCAGGAGCCGGAGGAGCAGCCCGAGUGUGACCCCACACCGAGCAACCGGCUCACUCAGAAGCUGCUAAUGGAGACGGCACCGCAUCGUGUUGCCAACAGCGCAAGAUUCCAGGACAGUCAUGAGUACAGGCAUGCACCAUGUCGGGAGCCCAUCAACCCGUACUAUGUCAACACUGGUUAUGCUAUGGCUCCUGCCACCAGCGCCAAUGAUAGUGAGCAGCAGAGUAUGUCCAGCGACACAGACACGAUUUCCCUUACCGACAGCAGUGUAGAUGGGGUUCCACCCUACAGAUACCGCAAACAGCAUCGCCGGGAGAUACACGAAAGUGCCAAAGCAAAUGGGCGAGUGCCACUACCUCAUAUUCCACGCACAAACCGGAUUCCAAAGGAUAUACAUGUGGAGCCGGAAAGGUUUGCUGCAGAGCUGAUCAGCAGACUGGAGGGCGUACUGAGGGAGAGGGAGGCUCAAGAGAAGCUAGAGGAGCGACUGAAGAGAGUGCGAUUGGAAGAGGAAGGUGAUGAAGUCAUGUCCACAGACACAGCAUUAUCCAGUCACAGGUUACCCCCUGGUGCUUAUUUGCAGAAUUACAACUCGCAUUACAACUCGCGCUAUGCUGACAACACCUACAGCGGUCUUAUUCUGAGAGAUGCUCAUGAGGAGAAUCCCGAGAGCAUCCUGGACGACCACGUCCAGCGGGUCAUGAAGACUCCCGGGUGCCAGUCACCAGGCACAGGCCGUCACUCUCCCAAGUCACGCUCACCAGACGCUGUCCUAGGGGGCAAAGGGACAGGACUUGGAACGGCGCAUGUUAAAUAUUCAUCCAGGCACGGUCUCAAGGGAGACCCCAGCCACCUGUACCACCACAAACAUGCGCACCACAUCCACCACGCAGGCGUCGGCAAGCCCAAAGAGCAGGCAGAAGCUGAGGCUGCUGUUCGUGUACACGGCAGCUUUCCAUGGAGCACAGAGACAAGUCCUCAUGGAUCAAAGUCUCGCACCUACGCAGAUGGCAUGGGAUCCAACCCCAUGGAGCAUACAGGGUAUAGUAGCAAAGGUGGCACACAGUUUAAAAGGGCGUUCAAGAAAGGUGAGGAAUUGCGGCCUCAUGACAUGCCAGCGCCUGCAGAGGAGAUGGAGAAAAACCAGAAGAUCCUAUUGUGGCUGAUGGAAGGACAGAAAGAAAUGGUUCAACAUAAGAGGAGCCCAUAUGGGAGUACCACCGUGUCCAAGAGGACCACAGGUCAUGAGGCCCAACUGCGGAACAACAUGCAGCCGUCUCACCCUUUCAUCCAGGAUCCCACCAUGCCCCCAAAUCCAGCUCCCAGCCCCCUCAUCCAGCUGGAGGAGGUGCGCCGACGGCUUGAGGAGGAGAAGAUCAAGUCUGGAACUGUACAACUUAAGCAAAGGUAUGUGAUGGAGGUAAUCCAGAGGGGUCGCACUGCAGUCAGGCCUGCACUGUUCCCUCCGCUCAGCGUGGUGCCCGCCGUCUCUGACAUCGAGCUCUCCCAGCCCGAACACAAAGCCACUAAAAAGCAGCCAUGUGAAAACAUUACUGUGGCGUAUUACUUCUGUGAGGAGCUGAUACCGUACAGGACGUCUGUCAAAGGGAGGGUCGUCACUCUGCGCCAGUUCACAGAACUGCUAACAAAGAAAGGAAAUUACAGGUACUAUUUCAAGAAGGUAAGCGACGAGUUUGACUGUGGGGUGGUGUUUGAAGAGGUACGUGAAGAUGACGCUAUCUUGCCUAUCUUUGAGGAGAAGAUUAUCGGGAAAGUCGAAAAAAUUGAUUGAAGGUCAUGUUGAAGAGGAAGGAGUCCAAAAGGGGCAUCGUGUGAUGGACUGAGGAGCGAUUGGAUGGUGAAGUGGAAGUGUUUUAGGAUUGAGACCGGUGGAGCGCAGAAGAAAGUGAUACAGUAGAAGUGGAUCUAAAGUUGAAGAGCAAAGCAGUGUUCACAGAGGACCACUUGUGACUUUUGAGGCUCGGUAGCACCACUGCAGUGACAUUGGACUAGAAGGAAAAAAAAAGACCUCAUUCACUUCUUUGAAGUGUAAGGUAGUAUGGUUAAGUUUAUUAGAUAAAUGCAGCUAAAAGUGCUACUAAAGCUUAAUAUUUUUGAUAUGAUGUAUCAGAGGAUGUCCUUUCUAAAGUAACCACACUUGUCAUUUUUAUGUAUUGAUACCAGAUGUGUACAGUUUGUGUUAAAAUAUAACUAAAUUUUAUACAUAUUUAAGUAUUUAAAAUGCUCAUUUUCAAUCAAUUUCCGCCCCUGUUGAAGACGAUCAAAAUCCUUUUUUAGUUUUUUUUCCAUUGUACGAGCCCUCUGGACUCUGUUUGUGCUCUUCUUUGUGCGUUUAACACUUCACUUACCAGUACUUUAUUUUGUGGCAUUCAGUCAGGCUGCACUUUCAUUGUAUUAUAUACCACUGACUAUGUCUCACUGUAGGCUGCAACAUGAAUUUCUAUGAGUGACCAGAUCAAUGGAAACCCUGUUCAGUGUGCUGCAAUCCAGCACAACAGCCCAAUGUUUUAGAAAAGUACUAAGAAGAUAAUGGCCAUUGUUGACACUGCUGGAGAGAAGUUAUGGCCUUUUUUUAGGCUCAAACUUUGUGGUGGUGUUGUAAUAUUGAUAUAAGAAACACAAAGUUAUUUAUUAUAGGGCUGUUUUAUUGGGUUGCAUUACUGCAUGUUGUACAGGGAGUUUUAUUUUUCUGGUAAUUUGGUGUAUACUGCAUGUAAAUGUAGCCGCUGGCUGUGUUUAUGUCUUCUGCUGCAUUGUUUUUACUCAACCCAGUUGAAGUUUUAAGAAGAUGCCUGACAAAAUAACACAGUAGAUGCAAUAAUACUGUAAAAAAAAAAGAAGAAAAAAGAUACGAUUGGAAAGCUAAGGUGAAUAUCUAUGCAAGUUGGUUCCCCAAAUCCAAAAACUACAUUGGGCAUUAAUAUUAAUUAACACAGUAAAUAACUUUGAAAAAUGUUUAGAGCAAUUAGAAACAGUCAGGCUAUUAAAAGCGUUUGUUAAGAUGGUACUUAAGUCAAUUCAUCAGGCUGAAAUUUCAGUUGGGUAGAGGCUAACAAGCUUUUCUUUUUUACCAUUCUGAUGAUGAAUUCUGAUUGUGGAUGAGUAAUUCGACCUUUAUGAACAUUUGGAAAACAGUUAUUCUUGGAGGCCAGUUGGCGGAUUUUCUUUUUAAUUAUUUUAGUUUAACACUGAAUGACAUGGUUUGGGGUUCAGUUUCUAAAGUCAAGUACUGCCUUCAGCUUUCGAGGUUGUUUUUCAUGAAACAGAAGUGUUCCCAUCUGUAGACUUGCACAUUCAGGGUCAAGCCUGCAGUGCAGAGGCUCCUUGGACCUGUUCAACGGAGAUCGUAUCACAGCAUUUGAAUGAGAAGGCCAGCGAAUGUCAUUAGGAUACUAUCAAAUGUUGAUAAUUUUUGUGCAAUGAAGGUCACAUAAAGGCAUGUUUAAGUGCUCUACCAUUUGACAGACUGUGGAGAGGCAGGCUAACAGACACUGAAAUGUUGCGUUUACUUUUAAGUUAUUUUUUUUCUCCAGCUUCGAGGUUCGUACUUGUUCCUUUCUGUGAACCCCAAGACUUACAGUACCAUCUCAAACUUGUAAUCUCUUCUUAGUUGAUCUAUCAGUUAGGAAGGGGCUGCUCUCUAAUCUGUAGCCUUCUCUAGCUUACCACAGCUACAUCUUGUGCCUGGCAGGAAUUAAUUGUUUAGUGCAAAUGAUCUACUUUUGAUAGAUCACGUUACGCCAAAGAGAAAACAAAGUAGAUGGUAGGUACUAGGCAUGCUCUUGAUAUUCCCCUUCGUUUUGUGACAGCACUUAUUAUCCGGUAUCCUUGUUAUUAAUUCUUUUAUAUUAAAACAUUGAAGCUCUUGUAUGGAAGACCAGAAUGUUCUUUGCAAUAGACACGGUGUGUAUGAUUGCAGUUUUCUGAUGUGUCUUGUCAUGAACAUCAGCUUUGAAAGCAGCACAUUCAUAUGGAACACUUCAUGAAGUUUGCAGGACAUUUAGACCUUUUAUUAUUAUUGCAACACAGAAAUGCCAAUUUGUGUUUCCUGUCCCCUCUGUUUGGCAGUGUGAAUGAAAUCUUUGCACUGGAAUAGCACAAACUAGGAUGAAACCACUAGUCAUGCUGGGGAAGCAUCACAACAUUAAGAUUCAAGGCCACUAGGUUGUUGUUCUUUUCUGUACCUCUCCAUUGUGCUGAAGUCCAUGUUUUUAUAUAUAUAUAUAUAUAUAUAUAUAAUUGUAAUAUAAUAAAAGCCCUUUUGUUAUGAAAUAAUAGGCACAAGGGCAAGUGGACCUUGAAACCAGAGUGCUGUAUUGUUUGUGUCGUUGCAUAGAAACCCAGUGUAAGGAAGAUCUCCUUUUUUGAAAUGCUGUUUGCCUUUUUUUUUUUAUUUAUAACUUAAAUCAGUUUAACUUCCAAUAUAUUUACUGCAUUUGCCUCUAAUGGUCCUUUUGUCUGUUAAAUUAUACAUGUUUGAGUACAUGAUCAAGUUAAAUACUAUAAGUAUUAUCUUGAUUUCCAUCGUUUAUUUCUUUUGAAAUAUAAAGUAUGAAAUAUGUUAUGCUUCUUACCGUGAAAGCCCUUAAAGUAAACUUCCCUAAUUAAAGAUCAGUGAAAUGUAUAUAAUAAACAUCUCAGUGCCUUUAUUACUAUGCUAAUGAUGUCUGUGUGAUCUUUAGACAAAUGUGGGGACAUAAAUACCAGGGAUUAGCUUUAUAUUUUUGUUAAGACUUUUAUUUUAUUUUGUCUCACUUGUUUAAUGUGUUUCACUGUUCCACCUUUUCUAUGUAAAUAUGUACAACUUAAAUGUGUCAUCAACCAGCAGCCCAGUCAGCACAUCCAGUGUUUCUUUUCACUAACUAGCAUGGUUACUAUUUAAAGGUACCUGGACAAUAAAUACAUGCAAUAAACCAGCGCUUGAGUUCUGAGUACUGA
Perca fluviatilis (European perch) is the source of this 6385-nucleotide messenger RNA. RefSeq names its product axin 1 (gene axin1). The transcript is spliced from 13 exons. Gene Ontology annotation, biological process: negative regulation of canonical Wnt signaling pathway. Bases 660 to 3218 code for a protein of 852 amino acids. The record is from RefSeq and is a predicted model, not a curated record. NCBI's taxonomy places the organism in Eukaryota, Metazoa, Chordata, Actinopteri, Perciformes, Percidae.